AUGGAAACAGGAAAGAGAAACAUCAGAAUUGUGAUGUUUCCAUGGCUAGUUCAUGGUCAUAUCAUCUCAUUUCUAGAGCUAGCAAAGGCACUUGCAAAGAGAAAUUUCAUAACUCACCUCUAUUCAACACAUGCCAAUCUAAAUUUCUUCAAAAAGACACUCUCUCUGGAAGAAAUCAGGUGCGUUAAAUUGGAGGUAAUUCAGCUCCCAUACUUGCCUGAAAUUCCUUCUCGCUUUCACACCACAAAUGGCCUUUCACCCCGCCUCGUGAACACUCUAAAAAAAGCCUUUCUUAAGGGGGAACCUGACUUUUACAGCAUUCUUGAUGAUUUAAAACCAGACUUGAUCAUCUAUGAUUUCCUCCUUCCAUGUAUUCCAUUAAUGGCUUCUACAUUGAAUAUCCCAGCUGUCCUGUUUCUCACCACUAGUGCUGCAUCAAAUAGUUAUCACUAUCGUAUUAGAGAUACCAAACCAAGAAUUGCCUCCCAUUUUUCCAAUAUCCUCCGGGACCAUGAAUACCCUUUUCCUGAAAUCUUCCUCCGGGACCAUGAACAUAGGAGAAUCAAGAAAAUGUUCAAAUCACUUAAGAAUGAUGGCAUCGACGAGAAAAAUGGUGUCACGAGGUGCUUUGAGAGAUCGAAAGAGAUCAUCUUGAUCAAGACUUUCACAGAGCUAGAAGGUAAGUACAUCGAUUACAACUCGUUUUUGUUCAACAAAAACUUUCUUCCGGUUGGCCCUCUCGUUCGACCAUUUGAUCACAAUGAUGCUGCGAUGCGUUAUGGUAAGAUCAUUGAAUGGCUCAAUGAGAAAGAAAAAUCCUCGACAAUUUUUGUUUGUUUUGGGAGUGAAUGUUACUUGUCCAAGGAGGAACUUAAAGAAUUGGCACUAGGGAUGGAACUUAGCAUGGUGAAUUUCCUAUGGGUAAUUAGAUUUCCAAUGGAAGAUGAAACGGAGAUUCCAGACGUUCUGUCAGACAAUUUUCUUGAGAGAAUUUGGUGCGAGAGAGGGGUAAUACUUGAAAGUUGGGCCCCACAAAAGAAAAUUUUGGAGCAUCCGAGCAUAGGAGGAUUCGUGAGUCAUUGUGGAUGGGGUUCAGUAAUGGAGGCACUUAGUUGUGGUGUUCCAAUUAUAGCCAUGCCCAUGCAACAUGAGCAACCACUUAACACGAGGUUAUUGGUUAAUGAUGUCGGGGUAGGAUUGGAAAUUCAAAGAGACGAGGAAGGAAAUAUUAGGAGAGAAGGAGUGGCUAAGACUAUUAGAGAAGUGGUGUUGGAGGAAAGUGGUGAGAGUGUGAGGAAUAAAGCUAAGGAGUUAAAGGAGAGAAUGAGAGAAAAUGGAGAAAAUGACAUAGAUGGAGUGGUGGAUGCAUUGGUUGAUCUUUACAAGAAAACUAUAAGGUGUGGCUACUACAAUCCAUGA
Messenger RNA from Capsicum annuum, 1419 nucleotides. RefSeq names its product UDP-glucosyltransferase 29. The transcript has a single exon. Gene Ontology annotation, molecular function: UDP-glycosyltransferase activity. The coding region runs from base 1 to 1419 and encodes 472 amino acids. NCBI's taxonomy places the organism in Eukaryota, Viridiplantae, Streptophyta, Magnoliopsida, Solanales, Solanaceae. The record is from RefSeq and is a predicted model, not a curated record.